Messenger RNA from Parathielavia appendiculata, 959 nucleotides. RefSeq lists its product as uncharacterized. NCBI's taxonomy places the organism in Eukaryota, Fungi, Ascomycota, Sordariomycetes, Sordariales, Chaetomiaceae. The coding region runs from base 36 to 800 and encodes 254 amino acids. The record is from RefSeq and is a predicted model, not a curated record. The transcript has a single exon.
CAGCAAUUUUUCAACUAAAGUUCUACUUUCAGUGCAUGUCCCUUAUGUUCACCACACUCGUUAGCCUCUCAAGAUUGAGACUGGCAAUCGGGAUAGCCGUCCUACCCCUGGCCGUCUCCGCGACAUACCUCGUGUACCUCAACCGCCUUGUGUCGAGACUCUGCACGGCAUCAACGCGUUUGCGAGACCGAAACAAGGGCGCCAAUAGACUACCACCUGCUCUUCGAAAACCAGUUACCCUACCACAAGAGGUCGAGGCAGAAGAGUCCGAAUGGAUUCUCGCAUACGAGCGAAUUGCGUCCCAGCCUGUACCCCGAUCAAGCAUACCAUAUGACCUAAAAACGGACUUGUCCACUGUCCUGACUCAUUACGCCCGGGCGACUAUGACGGCGUUCAGCUGGACACCCCAAGCAUUCCUUCUCCGGGCGUCUGCGGGCGACAGCGCCGUGAAGAAGACAUUUGACACGGACUUCAUUCAGAAUCUCGCAUUUUGCGAGGGUGAUCGUGUGAACGGCUUCUGGCGAGUUGUGUAUCGGGAAGACAGCGGGUUGAGUGGUGGUGGAAGGCUGGAAAUGGCGAUGGACCCUCCACCUACUUACAGAGGCCCGGUCGUCAGGGGUGUUGUUGUGGCUGGGAUUGAGCUGCAGGAUGAUGGGGAUCUGGUGUUCGUCAAUGAGACCUGGAUGUGGAGGAGGGAAGAGGCCGCGCCCAUGCUACUGGAGAGCCGACUGGGGCGACUGCACGCUACACUGUCGGGAUGGCUUAUGAUGAAGGGCGUCAGGGCUGUGACCCAUGUCUAGGAGCUGGGUUGGGAAAAAUUGAUGAACUGGCUUUGUGAAUUUGGUAGAUGUAGGCAGCACAGCGCUGCUUUGGCGGUCCAAAAAUGCGGCGAAAAUACACAAGGUGGACGAUACGAAGUAUACCUUAGAAGUUAGAAUGGAUAAACAGGCGUAUGUACC